Didymodactylos carnosus is the source of this 283-nucleotide messenger RNA. NCBI's taxonomy places the organism in Eukaryota, Metazoa, Rotifera, Eurotatoria, Philodinida, Philodinidae. The record is from the annotation of a GenBank genome assembly.
CGGAAAAGUAUGCGAAUAUAAUGAGUCUCAUUUUAUCGAUAGUGAUCAGUGGAUUCAAUUCUUAUCCUCAUUUAAAAAAUUGAAACAAGUUAAAUUAGAAAUUUGUAUCAAAAUUGACUAUGAUUCAAUAGAUAUUGACGAUCUUGAAGAAUCGUUAAGAAUAUUUAAUAAUAAUUUAAGUUUGAAGGAACAUCAUUUGUUAAUCAAUUCAGAGGAAUUGAAUGAAGAUGAUUAUGAGAGAGGUCCUGAUUUUAUAAUUACGAGUGAUUAUAAAGAAAAGUAG